AUAAUUAACGGCUAUAUUGAUUGCCCCUGCUUCCUGUUAAAAUUUGAAAAUUUUAUCACCCACCCUUUUCAUUUUCAUAUUAUUAAUUGAGUGGUUUUCUUGAAUACUGUGUAUCCCUCUUUUUGCCUUUUUGCCCCUUUUAAAUCUUCUGCACAUAGUUGCUUCUUUUUUUGUUUGAAUUUUCCUUCACUGGCCUUCUCUCAUUAUCAUCUGUUUAGUCUGCCUAUUUUUGUUUUUUUCCUUAAGCUGCAAUUUGAGUGGGAAAGAAGAGGAAAAAUGGGGAGCUGUUUGAGCAAGAAAAGUGCUCGUUGUUCUUCGCCACUGCCUUCUUCUCAAGUCACACUGCAAAAACCUCCAGAAAACCUCCAAAAAUGGGAGCCCCCUUUGGAGAAAAAGAAGACGGAAGACGAAAAUGUGGUUAAAAAAGAGAUCUUUAUCAUCAGACACCGCAAAAGCCACGAGAUCGAGCGGCAGAGGCCGCCGGCAGACGAGGAGAACGGCGAAAACGCGAAGUCCGAUGUCGAUAAGGGCACUAAUUUGGUGGCGGGGAACGUGAACGCCGUUGUUGGGGCCGCUCCCGUGAGGACGUCGAGCUGCACCAAGGAGGAGGUAGACGCCAUCCUCAUACAGUGCGGCCGCCUCAGCCGGAGCUCCUCCUCCAGUAAGCCCGCCGCCGCUCCUCCGUCGGAGGGCGGCGGGGGUAGAAGGUACUCGGGCUCGAAGAGGAGCUUCGAUUUCGACGCCGAGGGCGCUGGCGGUGGGGAAUCGGCGGCCAGGGAGAGGGAAGACCGUCAGGGGGAGCGGCGCCGCCAGUCCCAUGGGCGGCGGAGGACUCCGAGCAGAGAGAGGGAGAACCAGCAGCAGCGCUCCGGCAGCAGGGAAAGGGGCGGAAGUCGGCGGGUGAGCAGAUCUCCGGGAAGGAGAUCCGAAUCCCCGAUCUCAUCUGCUGCAAAUUCCAAUUCGAAUCUGAAUUCAUCUGCCGCCGGCGCCAGUUCUGGUUGUUCGAGGCCAGGGAAGAUGGUCUCGGUACCCGCCACAGUGUCCUCUAUGGCUAUGGACAAAAGCCAGGAUGCUGCCGGAGUCGAGUCCGGGUCUGUUAGAAGGAUCCAAGUGAAGAGGAAUGUGUCCCCACGCACCAGAUCUCCGGCGAGGACGAGGGGUCUGAACGAGGGUCAGAAUGGUAAUAUUGUCCCCAACCAGCAGCAGAUAAUGUCACUUAGCCGGAGCAAUUCGAGGAAGGAGCAUUCACCGUACAGGAGAAACCCACUUGCUGAGAUUGACACCAACAUUGUCCCACAGGCUCCAAUCCAGAAGCCGUAUGCCGACAGCAAAACAACCCAAGCAGCCGAGACCAAAAAUAACAAGAACUUGGAGCCAACUGCACAAGAAACACCCGAAAACCCAAAACCCCAACCCUUAAUCCGUUCUCGAUCCUCCCGACUGUCCCGUGACUUAGACACCAUCAACCCCACAAACCCGAACAACUACACAGCCCUCCUUCUAGAAGACAUCCAAAACUUCCACCAAAAGAACAACAACAACAAUAAUCAACCUGCCUUCUCUCUCCCGCCUUGCGUGACAAAGGCCUGCUCGAUUCUCGAGGCUGUUGCUGACCUCAACUCCAGCACAGGCUCCAACCUCUCGAGCAAUUUCAAGAAAACGAUGCCUGGAGAGGCUAAGGACCCGAUUUUGGAAUCGGAGAUUGUGGCUAAAGACGAUUUAAUGGAGCCGAGCUUUCAUAAGUAUGUUACGGUGAGGAGGGGCUCAUUGGAAGAGGAUGGUGAUGCUGCAGCAGGUGAGGAAGAAUCUUCCGGAAGUAAUAGCUUCGCUGCUGUCAGCGGGAGCCAGUGGCUGAUGUCAUCAACUUCUGGUUGGGAGCCGAAUUCGGCUGAGUCGACCGACAGGUGGACUUCCUCUUCUUCGUGUUCGAGGUCAGUAGUGAGGCUUGCAGGGUCAGUUGAUGAGAGUGGGAAGAAAGUGGCGAGUGGCGGUGGUAAGAAGAGGGAUUUGAAGAAUGGGAUUGAGCGAGGUCGAGUCACACGUGACGGACAAUAAUGCUGCUGCUUAAAAUCUCUAUAUGUGUUGU
This is a messenger RNA of Striga asiatica, 2086 nucleotides long. The record is from the annotation of a GenBank genome assembly. Lineage: Eukaryota; Viridiplantae; Streptophyta; Magnoliopsida; Lamiales; Orobanchaceae.